GUGAGCCCAGUCUUCUUGAGGUUUCAGGACGCUCGCCCCGAUCCGGAGCGGUGGGAAGCGAAGAUAGACGCCGGCUGAACUGGGGGCGCCGAGGUAGAGGUGUGGGGAGAACAAGGAGGACUGAGGUCGACAGAGGCGGGGAGCGGCUGGAGGGGUUCAUGGAGGGUGAGGCAGGGGAGUGGAGGCAGUAGUCGGUGGCUGGGGAGAAGAGUGCACAGCCAGAAAGAAAGAGACGCUGGAACGGGGCGCAAGUUGGAGCUGCGAGAGCAGGUGGCACCUGUGCUAGUCGGACCGAGGAGGGUCGGGAGGCACUAGGGUGGAGGUCUGCGGGGACAGGGAUCCCUGAGGUCACUGAUCUGGGCCGGAGCACGUGCGGGUGGGAUCGCUUAAGUGAGGGCGGUGGAGCCAGAGUUUGAGCCGGAUUCCAGAUCCACGCUGGAGAAUCUGGAGUGCAGCGAACAGACCGGGAGCGUGGGCAGGAGCCUGCGCCCCGGGGCCCAACGCUGGGAGAUGCGGGUGCGCCUGGGCGCUCUGGCGGGAGCGGCGGCGCUGAGCGGGGCUCUGAGCUUCGUGCUGCUGGCAGCCGCCAUCGGCACCGACUUCUGGUACAUCAUCGACACCGAGAGGCUGGAAAGGAGCAGCCAGAGGGUGCGGGACCAGGGACCGGCCAACCGCAGCCAGCAAGAGCCUCUGAGCUCCCACUCGGGACUCUGGAGGACUUGCCGAGUCCAGAGCUCCUGCACGCCAUUGAUGAACCCUUUCUGGCAGGAGAAUGUGACGGUCAGCGACUCCAGCAGACAGCUUCUCACUAUGCAUGGGACAUUCGUGAUCUUAUUGCCACUCAGUCUGAUCGUGAUGGUAUUUGGGGGGAUGACCGGGUUCCUGAGCUUCCUCCUCAGAGCUCACCUCCUCCUGCUGCUCACCGGGACCCUCUUUCUCUUUGGAGUGUUCAUCGCAAUGACUCCUUGGUCUGGUGUGAGGGCUCUGGCUUCUGCUACUCUAUUGAGAGUGAAUGGCAGGGAGGAGUGGGUGCAGGAGAUCCGCGGAGGAAUCAGAGAGCCGGGCCCCGUGUGCUGGGAUCAGGUGUGCUCUGCAGCCAGGAAGAGGUUCCUAUGGAUCAAAGGAGAAGGGGGAGAGGAAGGAGCCAGGGGAGCCCGCCUUGGUGUGGGUGCACCACAGGAGAAGCCAGUCACUCUCCUGGCCUGA
Molecule: messenger RNA, 1206 nt
Organism: Mus caroli (Ryukyu mouse)
Lineage: Eukaryota; Metazoa; Chordata; Mammalia; Rodentia; Muridae
Source: RefSeq, a predicted model, not a curated record